CGCCUGCCUCAGCCUCCCUAAAUGUAGUCUUUCUUAAAGAUGGGGACAUAGAGGUCCCUUUCAGACCUCCAGGAGUCUGUGAUUCAAUGUUGCAGGAGAACAGGAAUUGGCCUCAGAUUGGUGGGUAGCUGGGGGUAACACGAUGAUGACUAGCCUGGGUGUGGGGCCUCUAUCACAGAACUUGGACCAGUGGACCAUGCGCCAGUCUUCCUUGGAGUUGCAGCUCAUGAUCAAGCAGACCCCUAACAAUGAGAUGAACUCCCUCUUGGAGAACAUUGCCAAGGCCACAAUCGAGGUUUUCCAACAGUCAGCAGAGACAGGGUCAUCUUCUGGAAGUACUGCAAGCAACAUGCCCAGCAGCAGCAAGACCAAGCCUGUGCUCAGCUCUCUAGAGCGCUCUGGUGUAUGGCUGGUGGCCCCCCUCAUUGCUAAACUGCCCACCUCAGUCCAGGGACAUGUGUUAAAGGCUGCUGGGGAGGAAUUGGAGAAGGGUCAGCACCUGGGUUCUUCUUCACGCAAAGAACGUGAUCGACAAAAGCAGAAGAGCAUGUCCCUGUUGAGCCAGCAGCCCUUCUUAUCACUGGUGCUAACAUGUCUGAAAGGGCAGGAUGAACAACGCGAGGGACUCCUUACCUCCCUCUACAGCCAGGUGCACCAGAUUGUGAAUAAUUGGCGAGAUGACCAGUACUUAGAUGAUUGCAAACCAAAGCAGCUUAUGCAUGAGGCACUCAAACUGCGGCUCAACCUGGUUGGGGGCAUGUUUGACACAGUGCAGCGCAGCACCCAGCAGACCACGGAGUGGGCCAUGCUCCUCCUGGAGAUCAUCAUCAGCGGCACUGUCGACAUGCAGUCCAACAAUGAGCUCUUCACUACUGUGUUGGACAUGCUGAGCGUGCUCAUCAAUGGGACAUUGGCUGCAGACAUGUCUAGCAUCUCCCAAGGUAGCAUGGAGGAAAACAAGCGUGCAUACAUGAACCUGGCAAAGAAGCUACAGGUGAGCAGAGGAGGCAGGGACAAGGUUUGCGGGUACCGGAAUCUGCUGUCCAGCCUCAGGAACUUGCUUCUGGCUUGAGCCCUCUACCUUUCCU
Piliocolobus tephrosceles (Ugandan red Colobus) is the source of this 1088-nucleotide messenger RNA. Its product is annotated as mediator of RNA polymerase II transcription subunit 12-like. Lineage: Eukaryota; Metazoa; Chordata; Mammalia; Primates; Cercopithecidae. The transcript is spliced from 7 exons. Gene Ontology annotation, biological process: positive regulation of transcription by RNA polymerase II. Gene Ontology annotation, molecular function: transcription factor binding; transcription coactivator activity. Gene Ontology annotation, cellular component: mediator complex. The coding region runs from base 143 to 1072 and encodes 309 amino acids. The record is from RefSeq and is a predicted model, not a curated record.